GAUCAUAUGGGGUGCAGCUGAAAGAAAGAAGGAGGAACCCGAGGAAGGCUAAGGGGCGACUGACUUCGUGCGGCAGUUUUCAGAGCAACAAAACCGGCUACAAGGCCUGACUUCACUGUCAACAGCGGGCACAUCAGCGGCAACGACGCCUUCACCAUGCAGUACCUGCGCUUCUACAACGAAGACGAUGCACAGUCUCCCCCGCCCACAACGGGCAGAGACCUCCCUGCUGGGUUUGCACCAGUUAUAGACACAGGGGCCGUACCUGCUGCAGGGACAUCUGGGUAUCCGGCUAGUGAUCCUUGGACGGUGAGUGAUGCCCUGGCUGCCUAUCCUGGCUGGCUCGACGUUGCCCCUUCCGCUGCUGCCUCUGGGGCUCCUGGCCAGCGCGCCGUCCAACAGCCGCAUCCAAAGAACGCGCCGCCACCGACUGCCAACGUGGCAGACAACAUCGCGCCUCCACCGGCAAGGCUCAAUCAUACUGGCGGGCCCGUGGUUCCAAACUUCCAGAGUGGCAGCAUCGCCCGCUUCCGCCUGGAUGAACCCGGCGCGACUGUGCGGAAGACGCCUCCGUAUUGGCUGAUGUGCCUCUCUGUGGUGCUGGUGAUGGCGUGCACGGUGCUCGGGGCCCUCGUGUACGUCGCCACGAGGAUGCACCAACGAGGACGGCGCAUCGCCCCUCGCGCCAUGCCGGAUAUUCCAGUGACGGAGUUCGACGACUAGUAGCGUCCCCCCCCCCCCCCCGCCCUCCGGACUACAUAGUAAUGCGCCGCACGUUUCACGAGUCGCCAAAUAAGUACACGUGCAAUUUCAGAUCCCUCGGCUUCGUGGAUACGAGGUACUCAAGGGUGCAGCGCGAAAAUUACGAGGACGACAGAAGAGCGGACACCGCGCAAGCUCGAACUCGCAGCUCAAAGAGGUAGACGAAGAAUAAAGGCCGUGUUCGGGCGACCAUGUUUGUCUCCGUCCGCAA
Dermacentor albipictus is the source of this 973-nucleotide messenger RNA. RefSeq lists its product as uncharacterized. The record is from RefSeq and is a predicted model, not a curated record. NCBI's taxonomy places the organism in Eukaryota, Metazoa, Arthropoda, Arachnida, Ixodida, Ixodidae.